AUGUCACCAGGUGCAGUUGCAACGAGCGACAUCGGCAUCGCCAACUUGCCGAACCAGCGUCACAAAAUUGUAGCCAAGCGCGGUACCAACUUCACCCUGAUGGUUGUUGGUAAGUAUCUUUGUCUUUCUCUCGGCGAUCCGGAACGAUGGCAAUUCCAAGAGUCGUGGGUCACGCUUUCUCGGGCGAUAGAUGGCCACUUGAAAGACUUCGUCCAAGGAUGCUAUUAUAACAUGUUCAUGCAAGGUGAGUCCGGUCUCGGAAAGACGACCUUUAUCAAUACUCUUUUUACCACCACCAUCAAGGAAAAGAAAGACCAAGCCAAACGACAUGCUAAACAGAUGGACAAAACUGUUGAAAUUGAGAUAACAAAGGCUGAACUUGAAGAAAAAAUGUUCAAUAUAAAGCUCACCGUCAUUGAUACACCUGGGUUUGGAGAUUACGUAAACAAUCGUGAUAGUUGGACACGUAUUGUCGAAUUUAUCGAUGACCAACACGAAUCUUAUAUGCGUCAAGAACAACAACCACUUCGUAAAGAAAAGUUGGAUAUGCGUGUUCACUCCUGUCUUUAUUUCAUUCGUCCAACCGGUCAUACGUUGAAACCUUUGGAUAUUGAGAUUAUGAAGCGCUUAGGUUCUCGCGUCAACUUAAUUCCAGUUAUCGCCAAAGCCGACACUUUGACACCAAAAGAUUUGGAAACCUUCAAGAGAAGAGUCAGAGAAGUGAUUGCUGCACAAAAUAUUCAAGUUUAUCAAUGCCCAAUUGAGAGCGAUGAUGAGACCAGCACCAGACGCAAUAUGAAUAUCAUGGCUGCUAUGCCUUUCGCAAUUAUUGGCAGCGACGAGGAUGUCAUUGCUCCAGAUGGCCGCAAGGUUAAAGGAAGACAGUAUAGCUGGGGUAUUGCAGAGGUUGAAAACGAAGAUCAUUGUGACUUUAAAAAGCUUCGAUCCCUUCUUAUCAGGACUCACAUGUUGGACUUAGUGUCCACUACCGAAGAAACACAUUAUGAAAACUAUCGUCAGUCGCAGAUGGAAACCAGGAAAUUUGGAGAACCAAAGCCAAAGAAACUUGAUAAUCCUAAGUUUAAAGAGGAAGAAGAAGCUCUUCGCAAAAGAUUUACCGAGCAAGUUAAACAAGAGGAAAAUCGUUUCCGACAAUGGGAGCAACAUCUCAUUUCUGAACGUGAUCGUCUUAAUAAGGAUUUAGAGGCUGAACAUUCUAACAUCAAGAACUUGGAAUCUGAAUUAGAACAACUUCAAUCCUCGAUGUCCACCAAGGGUGGUAGAAGAUAA
Acaulospora morrowiae is the source of this 1290-nucleotide messenger RNA. The record is from the annotation of a GenBank genome assembly. NCBI's taxonomy places the organism in Eukaryota, Fungi, Glomeromycota, Glomeromycetes, Diversisporales, Acaulosporaceae.